Molecule: messenger RNA, 1578 nt
Organism: Plasmodium fragile
Lineage: Eukaryota; Apicomplexa; Aconoidasida; Haemosporida; Plasmodiidae
Exons: 8
Coding region: 1-1578 (525 amino acids)
Biological process (GO): peptidyl-L-cysteine S-palmitoylation; protein targeting to membrane
Cellular component (GO): endoplasmic reticulum; Golgi apparatus
Molecular function (GO): protein-cysteine S-palmitoyltransferase activity
Source: RefSeq, a predicted model, not a curated record
AUGAAGAACCCCCUGCCGUUCGCGGUCGUAUCCAUUAAGCUCUCCGUCCUAGCCACCCUAGCUCAUUUGGUGCGCACGGGACAGCUUCCGUACGACGGGCGAACCUCGUUCUUCUUCUUAUUCUUCCUCUACGCCGCAUCCUUCUCACUCUAUGUCAUCUCAUCCCUGCGCGACCCUGGUUACGUCAAGUCUUGUCCCCUAGCAUACCUACCCAAUGAUGAGCGAGCUGCAUUCAAAGCAAGCUUAAGUGAACGCACCCAGAACAAAAAUGAACAGACGAAAAAUAUACCAAUAGAUGUUUCCAUCACACAUGAUGAGUUCACAUCAUCCGAUUCGUUUUCCUCCGACACAGUCAGUACCAAUGGAGAGCUGGACAGUCUAACCAUUAUCCACCACAAGAACCACAACACAAUCAUUACUGAGAGAAGAAUAAAGAAAAAACAAAAAGGUCUUACCAUGCGAUGCGUCCGCCCAGACCAACCCCAUGAGGAUCGUCUUGUCCCCUCCACGAACAAAACGAAGUACGCACAUCAGGAAGGAAGCAGAAGAGAGAGGGGCAAAUGUGUUAAGAGGUCUCAUCCCCAAGCUGAGCAAAAAAGAGUUCACCCACGGCUCAAAACUUCCUUCUCCUGGCUUCAUAACCUCCAUUUGAUGGCUCCCCUUGAAGCAAGAACAAGAGUGAAUGUGAGCGGCCCCUCCAAGUACAAACCUCUUGCUAUGACACAACUGCAUCACAUGCGAUGCAACUGUGGAGAGAGCCAUGCAGGACCAACUCAUGUGAAACAGACUAUAGGACAUUCACUUGAAUACACACCAAUCACAUGCCCCACGCAUGUUAAAAUGAAGCCGUCUGCCAUCUUUCGCGUGCUAGGUGGUGAGGUGUACCAGUACGCUACCCCACUCUCGUACUGCUACGUGUGCGGCGUUGUGCAGAUUUUGCGCAGCAAGCACUGCAACGCCUGCCACAAAUGCGUGCGUACAUUCGAUCACCACUGCCCAUGGAUCAACAACUGUGUAGCGGAAAAUAACAGAGCCUCCUAUUUAGUGUACCUCCUCUUGGAAGCCAUGACACUUUUUCAUGCAAUCAGACUACUCUCCAGGGUCCUUUUAAAGAUGCUCUUUGAAGAACAUGGGUGGUUCUUCGCCUGGCUUGUGGUGCUCCUGCUGGUGUUGUUUUUCUUCUUCACCAUGAUUUCCUGUUUGGCCAUCUACCACUCAUACCUCUGCUUGAUAAACGAGACGACGCGCGAAAACACCGUCCGGGCGAGGAGCACGCCGGAGGUGAACACUUCAGGAAGGCAAUCAGUCGGACCCUUCUUCCUGGGCUACCAACAGAACGUCCUCAUUUAUUUUUCGAACCUCCCCAUUGUGGGCUUGUGCCCCCAAGUGGUCAGGCAGUACGUGUCAAGCAAGUUGUGUCGCACAAGGGGUGUUGCCUGGGGGACCCAAGGGGAGAUACUCUGGAAGCCAAACCCCAAGUCCCGCUUGCGACGUGAGGCCAUUUUUCUCUCCAUCUUGGAGCACGUCGCGGCAUGCGUAAGGAGGCAGUUCUCGCCCGUGACCCUCUCGACCGAGUAA